Molecule: messenger RNA, 1972 nt
Organism: Lynx canadensis (Canada lynx)
Lineage: Eukaryota; Metazoa; Chordata; Mammalia; Carnivora; Felidae
Gene: TFAP4
Product: transcription factor AP-4
Exons: 7
Coding region: 16-1290 (424 amino acids)
Biological process (GO): regulation of transcription by RNA polymerase II
Cellular component (GO): nucleus
Molecular function (GO): DNA-binding transcription factor activity, RNA polymerase II-specific; protein dimerization activity; RNA polymerase II cis-regulatory region sequence-specific DNA binding
Source: RefSeq, a predicted model, not a curated record
UAGUCCUUUGUUUACAUGCAAUUCCUUACUCCGCGGAAGGAGGCCGGGGGAGUGCUGAGUUUUCACCAGCUGUUUCCCGCCUUGAAACAGACAUCUGAUCAGCUGCAAACACACACACACAUACACACGCCCGGGGAGGCAGGCCGGAGAGACCUCCCUCCCGCCCCUCCCGCCCGCCUCCCUCCCCUCGCCGCCGCCGCCGCCGCCGCCGCCAGCAUCUGGGACCGGCCGUUUCUGCACCUCCGUCCGGCGCUGCCCUUUGAUUCGGAUUUCCAUCUUGCAUUCUCCGGCGGACCGCGGGACCCGGCUCGUGCAGAGGAGGGGGGCCGAUCGCUAUGGAGUAUUUCAUGGUGCCCACUCAGAAGCCUUGCCAACAUUCCACUGACCCCUGAGACGCAGCGGGACCAGGAGCGGCGGAUUCGGCGGGAGAUCGCCAACAGCAACGAGCGGAGGCGCAUGCAGAGCAUCAACGCGGGCUUCCAGUCCCUCAAGACCCUCAUCCCCCACACAGAUGGAGAGAAGCUCAGCAAGGCAGCCAUUCUCCAGCAGACGGCGGAGUACAUCUUCUCCCUGGAGCAGGAGAAGACCAGGCUCCUGCAGCAGAACACACAGCUCAAGCGCUUUAUCCAGGAGCUGAGCGGCUCAUCCCCCAAGCGGCGGCGGGCAGAGGACAAGGAUGAGGGCAUCGGCUCGCCGGACAUCUGGGAAGACGAGAAGGCAGAGGAUCUGCGUCGGGAGAUGAUCGAGCUCCGGCAGCAGCUGGACAAGGAGCGCUCGGUGCGCAUGAUGCUGGAGGAGCAGGUGCGCUCGCUGGAGGCCCACAUGUACCCAGAAAAGCUCAAGGUGAUUGCACAGCAGGUGCAGCUGCAGCAGCAGCAGGAGCAGGUGCGGCUGCUGCACCAGGAGAAACUGGAGCGGGAACAGCAGCACCUGCGGACCCAGCUGCUGCCCCCCCCGGCCCCUACCCACCACCCUACAGUGAUCGUGCCGGCGCCAGCCCCUCCCUCCCACCACAUCAACGUCGUCACCAUGGGCCCCUCCUCGGUCAUCAACUCUGUUUCCACGUCCCGGCAAAAUCUGGACACCAUCGUGCAGGCGAUCCAGCACAUCGAGGGCACCCAGGAAAGGCAGGAGCAGGAGGAAGAACAACGACGAGCCGUCAUCGUGAAGCCAGGCCGCAGCUGCCCGGAGGCCCACGCCUCCGACACUGCCUCCGAUUCGGAGGCCUCGGACAGCGACGCCAUGGACCAGAGCCGGGAGGAGCCAGCAGGGAAUGGGGGGCUUCCCUGACCACCCCCCAGCCCUCCUCUCCCCUCUUGGAGCUGGAGGGGGCCGGGGGGCAGCUACAGGGAGCAAACGCAGGUGAACGAGUGAGGAAUUUUUACAAAAUUACAACGUCAUUUGGGUCUCUUUUAUGACCUCUUUUUCAAUACUGUAAAUCGACCUUUGAGCGAAGCCACCCGACCUGAGGUCCCCGGGGGCUGGGGUGGCAGGGGCAUGUUGAGCACCGGGACACCUGGGGCUGGGCCUCGCCCCGGAGGCUGGGGGAAGCUGACACAGGUGCCUGGCCUCUCUCCGCCAAAAAGCAUUUUUUCAUUUAAACAUGUUUUUAAGAACAGGGAAAAAUCAAACAAAACCCCAAGGUAUGCUGCCCUCCCCAGAGCCAGCCCUAGACCGGCAGUUUCUGACUCCUUCCCUCCUCUUUUUGUUUUUUUCCUUUCUCCUUUAAGCACUUACAUGGGUUGGGGGUCUGGCUGGGUCGGAGCUCUCUGGGGACCCCGGGGGUCUAUGUUGCUUCUCGGUUGGGGUUUGCUGCUGCCCUUCUCCCCUCCCCUCCCGGCCUCGGCUCAGCUCGAGGAUUUCCCCACCACCACCCAGCCCCACCCCUCCCUCCAGGUUUCCCAUCUUCUACCCCAAAAAUGUCUUUGUCUCUCUCUUUUUGUUGUUUGUUGUUGGUUCCUUUUGGUUUUGG